Molecule: messenger RNA, 1734 nt
Organism: Gloeophyllum trabeum ATCC 11539
Lineage: Eukaryota; Fungi; Basidiomycota; Agaricomycetes; Gloeophyllales; Gloeophyllaceae
Product: acetamidase
Exons: 5
Coding region: 1-1734 (577 amino acids)
Source: RefSeq, a predicted model, not a curated record
AUGGUUUUCCGUACCGACGACUGUGGCAAGGGCCGACAGGGAGUAUCCGCCCGUGUCGUCGACUGUAUUUCCUGGCCAGAAAUACGCGCUCGCAAGAUCAGAGACCGGGACGCACUGCUGGGGCGAAAUGCACAAUGGUGUCUGAAGGAGGACGUGCCUGAGCAUAUCAAAGAUGUGUCUCAGGUACUCCAGGCUCACCUCACCGAACGAGAGAAGGAGAUUGUGCACUGCGAUGCUACGUCUCUAGUCGAGCGCCUUGCCUCUCGCCGCUACACUGCUACAGAAGUCAUCAAAGCUCACUGUCAUGUAGCGACGAUUAGCCAGGCGCUGACUAACUGUCUAACCGAGGUCUUCUUCGACGAUGCUAUAGCCCGAGCGGCUGAACUUGACAGACAUAUGGACGAGACCGGGCAGGUCUCAGGGCCCCUGCAUGGCUUACCAGUGUCAAUCAAAGAUCAUAUCAACGUUAAAGGGCAUGACACUUCAACUGGGUAUAUCGCUUGGGCCUAUAAUACCGUAGCAACCAAGGACGCGGUGACGGUGGAAAUUCUGCGGAAAGCUGGCGCUGUGCUUUACGUGAAGACGGCAAACCCGCAGACGCUACUAUCCCUGGAGACCAAUAAUAAUGUUUUCGGUCGGACCGUAAAUCCAUACAAUCGAACGCUCACCCCUGGCGGGAGUAGCGGAGGAGAGAGCGCUCUGAUAGCACUGCACGGCAGUCCUCUAGGUCUCGGAACUGAUAUCGGUGGUAGUAUCCGCGUCCCUGCUGCGUACAUGGGUCUAUAUGGGUUUAAAGCUUCAGUAGCCCGGAUCCCUCACGCCGGACUAAGGGGUCCUCACGAUGGCAUGGAGGCAAUCAUCGGCGUCCUCGGGCCUCUUGCUAGAUCCGCUCGUGAUCUGGCUCUGUUCUGCCGCACGAUGCUACAGUACGAACCAUGGUUGAUUGAGCCCCCGCUCCUGGAGAUACCGUGGAAGCAGACCGUUGUUGAUGGAGCUGAUAUCCCUCAGAGGCUCUGCUUUGCGAUCUUAUGGGACGAUGGCGUUGUGAAACCGCAUCCACCAAUUCUUGAUGCUCUACAGAGAACGAAGCGGGCCCUGCUAGCCGCUGGUCAUGAAGUCAUCAACUGGGUCCCUCUGGAUCAUCAAGCGGCAUGGGAUCUAAUUGUGAAAUUAUAUUUCCUCGAUGGCGGUGAAGAAUAUAGAGAGCUUCAGAUCAAUGACCCGAUGGUGCCCCAAACCGAAUGGAUCCUGAAUCAAGUUCCUAAUGGCGGAAAGCCUUUCACUGUUCGGGAGACCUUCCGGCUGAACGUCGAGAGGGAGACAUUCCGAUGCAGGGUUGCCGCGCAUUGGAACGGUACGAAAUCGCAGACCACUACGGGUAGACAUGUGGAUGCAGUUAUCAGCCCCGCAGCGGCCACUCUAGCACCACCUCACGAUACUACCAGAUGGUGGGGUUAUACGUCGUAUUGGAACCUGGCAGAUUAUCCUGCCGCUGUAUAUCCUGUUGCCCAUCACCGUGCAAGCCAGUAUUCUCCACCAGACGUUUCUGCCGACAUCACUUUACCCCAAGUCCCUCGCAAUGAUGUAGAGAGAUUUGUGAACUCUCAGUGGGAUCCUGAGAUAUAUGAUAAUGCCCCAGUCAGUCUUCAGAUUAUAGGGAGGAGACUCAAUGAAGAGAAGGUCUUGGGAAUGUUAAAUGUUGUGGACAGAGCAUUGAAUAAUGUCCACAACUGA